Mytilus californianus (California mussel) is the source of this 4310-nucleotide messenger RNA. Its product is annotated as inter-alpha-trypsin inhibitor heavy chain H3-like. NCBI's taxonomy places the organism in Eukaryota, Metazoa, Mollusca, Bivalvia, Mytilida, Mytilidae. The record is from RefSeq and is a predicted model, not a curated record. The transcript has 12 exons. The coding region runs from base 75 to 2720 and encodes 881 amino acids.
AAACUGCUCAGAAAUACAUCACUUCAAAUUAUUUGCAGACGUGAAAUAAUUACAUGUAUGCCAUAAAGUGACAAAUGAUCACGAUGACAACAGAGCUGUUAAAGUUUCAUUAUGUGAUGCUUACUUUGUUACUUGUAAUACUUGAACAUUUUGUGAUUUCACAGGCCUUAAAACCAGAGAUAAAGUCGAUGCAUAUUACAUCGGAUAUCUACUUUAGAUUUGCAACAACUGUAGUUGAGGCUAAGAUCCUAAACAUCAAUCCUGUAGCUUCAGAGGUCUUGUUUGACAUGACUUUACCAGACGCAGCAUUCAUAACAGCCUUUACAAUGGAAAUUGGAGGUAGAAGGUAUGCUGGAGAUGUAAAGGAGAAAGAAAAAGCAAAGCAACAGUUCGAAGAAGCAAAGAGUCGUGGAGAAAGUGCUGGACACAUCGCUGCUGCUCCAAGAACUUCAAACAAGUUUAACAUUCUCGUUAACAUCCAGAAAAAUGCAUUGGUCGUGUUCAAACUUAAAUAUCAAGAAUUGCUGAGACGAACCCUUGGAUCAUAUCAUCACGUGAUUUAUGUUGAUUCUGGUCAACCGAUAGAAGAUUUUAGAAUAAAAGUAUUAAUAAGUGAAUCCAGAGACAUUGUAAAUUUAUCAGUCCCACCAUUAGAGGGCAACACUGAAAUAGAUAUAAGUAAAUUUGUGAAUAUUAAACGCAUCUCUCCUUUGAGGUACGACAUAAGAUAUUCACCAAGUCUUGAGGAACAAAAGGCUAUGUCAGAGCAAGGCAUAUCAGGACAGUUCAAAGUGAAAUAUGACGUUUCCAGGGACAAAGAUGCAGGAGAUAUUCUGAUUGUCAAUGGAUAUUUCGUUCAUUUAUUUGCCCCUAAGGAUCUAGAACCACUCCCCAAGGACGUAAUGUUUGUCCUAGACAGAAGUGGAUCUAUGUCGGGACGUAAAAUUGAGCAACUGAAAAAUGCAAUGGCAGUAAUCUUGAGUGAUAUGAAACCAGAAGACAGACUGAACAUUUUGUUCUUCGACAACAGGUUUGAUUGGUUAGCAGACAAUACAAUGUUGGAAGGUUCACUGGUAAACUUUGAUAAAGCUAAGAGAUUUAUGAAGGCAAUCACCGCAAGAGGGAGCACAGACAUCAAUAAAGCCGUAAUAGAUGGAAUAAAACUGUUGACCAGAUUCCUCAAUACUAAAAAAUCUUCCAUCGUAAUGUUUUUGACUGAUGGACUUCCAACUUCUGGAGAAACAAGCAUUAACGCAAUCUUGCGGAAUGUUAGAACAACAAAUGAGGCAAAACUUCCUAUAUUCAGUUUAGGUUUCGGAAAUAAUGUUAAUCUUAAUUUUCUUAAACAGAUGUCUACACAAAACAAUGGAUUUGCGCGAAAAAUUUACGUAGACUCGGAUGCUGCUUUGCAGAUUGAAGGAUUAUAUUCUGAAAUAUCAUCCGCUCUAUUAAAAAAUGUUACAUUCGAUUAUUUAGGAGACGUUGAUUAUAAUACAAUUACAAAAUUCUAUUUUCCAUUCUAUUUUGGUGGUUCCGAAUUGAUAGUUGCGGGGCGACUGAGAUCGAAGAAUUCUAAAAUUGUACCUCGAGUAAGAGGUUGGAAUGAUGGUUACAUAGACUUAAUUUGGAGACCUAGACCUGUUCCUGAUCUUGUUGCAUUAACUACGGAUGCUGACUUUUCAACAAUAACAGAAAACAUGUGGGCAUAUCUGACAAUCAAACAAUUAAUAAGGGAAUUAGAAGGUGAUAUAACAAGCACAGAUAAGGAUCGUAUUAAAGCUAAGAUUAUAGAUAUAGCAUUGAAAUACCAGUUUGUCACACCCUUCACCUCUAUGGUUGUUACAGCGCCAAAUCUACGGCGGCCAGUGCCACAUAAACGUCGACUAGUGCCGCGACCAGGUCUACCAAUGCCGCGACCAGGUCUACCAAUGCCGCUAUCACGUCUAGCGGGAAGUUUUGGACCAAGUUUUAGUAGCUCUAGCGGGAACGGACGGGGUAGAGGUGGACAAAUAGUUCCGCAUGGAAUUAUGGCUCCUCCAAUUAAGAAAUUGCGUUUAACAACUACAAUACCCACUACUACCACAACGGCUACAUUUCUUUGUAACUUUAAAGAACGGGCUUCACCUGAUAUUUUCAUAUAUAUGAAAGGAUCGAAACGGCCAUUGUGCAUGGACAUGAAUUUCAGAGCUGGCAAGUACUUGUUGCUAGCAGACAAAGAAAAAUCACUUGCCGUAACGUUCAAUGUUUGUACAACUCCGGGAAACAGGAAAAAUACAAUCGGAUAUAUCGAAGAAGUCGUAAUUAAAAACGGUCAGAACGAAGUAAAAUUAAAUUCCGAAGGAACACAGGCAAAGAAAUGGUCCAAAAUCGGAUACAGAUAUUCAAACACAUUUAGCAGUCAAAACAUUACAUUCAAUAUUCUACCAUCAAGAGAUGGAAAGAGUCUACAGAUUGAUGUCAAAGUAGGGCAAAGCAAUGUUGUUGGUGCUAAAGGACUAUUAGGGACAUUUGUUGGAAUUGGAAUAGAAAGAGUGAACUCCAGAAUUGUGAAACUAAAUCCAAACUUGGGCGGUGUUUGUACUAGUAGAAAUAUAACAAAUGUUAGAAUAAGCCAAUCACGGAUAGACAGACAGUGCUGGAAAAUCGAUGAUUUGAAACCUACUCCUGCGAAUUCAAAGGACUUGGUUCCAACAUUUUGCAAAUACAAAAGUAUGUCUUAAUCUUAAAAGCUAAAUGAACAACUUUUGAUUCUGUUAUAAAAUGUAGUAGUCUGUAAGUGGAUGUAAAAAAUGAAAAUACUGAAACGAAGACAAAAUAAACAAAUAUUUGAAAAAAUAAACAAUGUAUGUAAGCUAGAUUUAGGGAAGCAAAUUUCAAAAGUAAAUAAUUUAAAACUAAAUAUCUGAUAUAUUAAACACACCACAUAUAUAGAUAUGUUUUGUUUUGAUUAUCUUUCGUAGUAACAAUGAUACACAGAAGUAAAAAUAUAGAACGCUUGACAAAUUUGCGUCGUUGCGUAUCUUAAAAUGUCUUAAUAGUACUAUGUUUUCGUUAUCAUAUUAAAUAGAUAUACUUAUAUGUUAACAAUGAGCCUGAAAAUAAAACAUGCUACACCAAAGAACAACUGAUCUGUAUGGUGGAGUUUCUCGUUGACAACAUAUUUAUUGAACUUGGAGGUAGAAUUUUCCAGCAGGUUGUCAUGAUUCCUAUGGGAACCAACUGUGCACCUCUCUUGGUAGAUAUUUUCUUAUUUGUAUAUGAGUCUUUGUUCCUUCAGACAGUGCACGUGGUAAAAGACAGGAAGAUCAAAGACUCUAGAUUAUUUAAUUUCACAUGCAAGUGUAUUGUCAAUGGUGAUUUUCUUUCCAUUAACAAUCCAAACUUUUCUGAUUGGGUUCCAUUAAUAUAUCCUCCUAAACUAGAGAUUAAAGAAACCACUGAUGCAGCUCCCUCCGCAUCAUGACUUACUAGAUAUUUACCUCGAAUUUGACAACAUCGGUCAUCUCAUACUAGAAUGAGAACGAGACGAUUUCAAUUUUGAAAUUAUAGAUUUUCCUCAUCUUAACAGCAAUAUACCACCCGCCUAUGAAGUAUACAUUUUUCAGCUCAUACGAUAUUCAAGAGCUUGCAGCUGCUACUCAAACUUCUAAAACAUCAUCGAUGUUUUGCAAAAAAAAAUAAAAUAAAAAGGUCGUAUGACUUUUGACGUGACUCGAUUUUCCAUCUCGCCUUUGGGUCUUUUACUUUUUAACCUUAGGCAUUCCUGGUGCAGGUGGGUCCUGGGGUGCGAAUCAAACACAGUCUUUCUAUUUUCUUUACCCUUGUAUUUAUAUUUACUUUAUUUUUACUUUAUCGAGAAAGUGUAUACUAUAUACGGUAUGUACUAUGAACGACAAAUACUUUUUUGUUUACCAAAUUGUCAAAUUUACAUGUUUUUGUUGGCGUCUUUGUUUGAUUAAUUUGUAUGCUUUUUUUACUUUUUUUUGUCUGUGAUGUAUAAUUGUUUACAUUUAGGCUGCUGGGUCUCAAAUACUGUCACUUUAACCUUUUAUUUCUGUUUAGGUUGCCCACCCAAUUCUAUUGAUAUAACAGAAAUAUAAACUAAUGUUAUACAAGUGGGGGUUUAACUAGCCAUAAAACCCGGUUUAAUCCAUUUUUUUCUUCGGAAAAUGCCUGUACCUAGUCUGGAAUGUGGCAGUUGUUUUACACUCGUUCAGUUGAUUUAAAGCGUUUGAUUUUGUCAGUUUUAUCACUUUUUUAUCAUACAUUUAUUGAUUAAUGAUUAUUACGUAAUGUUUAUUGACAUUUCA